ACAACAACAUCAUCAACAACAGCAUCAUCAUCAACAGCAUCAUCAUCAACAGCAUCAUCAUCAACAACAUCAUCAUCAUCAACAACAUCAACAACAACAGCAUCAUCAACAACAUCAUCAUCAUCAACAACAUCAUCAACAACAGCAUCAUCAUCAACAGCAUCAUCAUCAACAACAGCAUCAUCAACAACAACAGCAUCAUCAACAACAGCAUCAUCAUCAACAACAUCAACAACAACAGCAUCAACAACAGCAUCAUCAUCAACAACAUCAACAACAACAGCAUCAACAACAGCAUCAUCAUCAACAGCAUCAUCAUCAACAACAGCAUCAUCAUCAACAACAACAUCAACAACAGCAUCAUCAUCAACAACAACAGCAUCAUCAACAACAACAUCAACAACAGCAUCAUCAUCAACAGCAUCAUCAUCAACAACAUCAUCAUCAUCAACAACAUCAUCAACAACAACAGCAUCAUCAACAACAACAUCAACAACAGCAUCAUCAUCAACAGCAUCAUCAUCAACAACAUCAUCAUCAUCAACAACAUCAUCAACAACAACAGCAUCAUCAACAACAGCAUCAUCAACAACAACAUCAACAACAGCAUCAUCAUCAACAGCAUCAUCAUCAACAACAGCAUCAUCAUCAACAACAACAUCAACAACAGCAUCAUCAUCAACAGCAUCAUCAUCAACAACAUCAUCAUCAUCAACAACAUCAUCAACAACAACAGCAUCAUCAACAACAGCAUCAUCAACAACAACAUCAACAACAGCAUCAUCAUCAACAGCAUCAUCAUCAACAACAUCAUCAUCAUCAACAACAUCAUCAACAACAACAUCAUCAACAACAUCAUCAUCAACAGCAUCAUCAUCAUCAUCAACAACAGCAUCAUCAUCAACAACAGCAUCAACAGCAUCAUCAUCAACAGCAUCAUCAUCAUCAUCAACAACAGCAUCAUCAACAACAACAUCAUCAACAACAUCAUCAUCAUCAACAACAGCAUCAUCAUCAACAACAUCAUCAUCAUCAACAACAGCAUCAACAACAGCAUCAUCAUCAACAACAACAUCAUCAACAACAUCAUCAUCAUCAACAACAUCAUCAUCAACAACAACAGCAUCAUCAUCAACAACAGCAUCAACAACAGCAUCAUCAUCAACAACAGCAUCAUCAUCAUCAACAACAACAUCAACAACAGCAUCAUCAUCAACAACAACAUCAUCAACAACAUCAUCAUCAUCAACAACAACAUCAUAAACAACAGCAUCAUCAACAACAACAUCAUCAACAAAAGCAUCAUCAUCAACAACGGCAUCAUCAACAACAACAUCAUCAUCAACAACAACAUCAUCAACAACAAAAUCAUCAACAACAACAGCAUCAUCACCAACAACAACAUCAUCAUCAACAACAACAUCAUCAUCAACAACAACAUCAUCAUCAACAACAACAAAAUCAUCAACAACAACAGCAUCAUCACCAACAACAACAUCAUCAUCAACAACAACAUCAUCAUCAACAACAACAGCAUCAUCAACAACAGCAUCAUCAACAACAACAGCAUCAUCACCAACAACAACAUCAUCAUCAACAACAACAGCAUCAUCAACAACAGCAUCAUCAACAACAACAGCAUCAUCACCAACAGCAUCAUCAACAACAACAGCAUCAUCACCAACAACAACAUCAUCAUCAACAACAACAGCAUCA
Chelmon rostratus (copperband butterflyfish) is the source of this 1716-nucleotide messenger RNA. RefSeq names its product flocculation protein FLO11-like. Lineage: Eukaryota; Metazoa; Chordata; Actinopteri; Chaetodontiformes; Chaetodontidae. The annotation marks the transcript as partial. The record is from RefSeq and is a predicted model, not a curated record. The transcript has a single exon.